Messenger RNA from Cyclopterus lumpus (lumpfish), 601 nucleotides. It is a transcript of the gene rpl11, whose product is annotated as ribosomal protein L11. The record is from RefSeq and is a predicted model, not a curated record. The transcript is spliced from 5 exons. Gene Ontology annotation, molecular function: RNA binding; structural constituent of ribosome. Gene Ontology annotation, cellular component: ribosome; cytosolic large ribosomal subunit. Lineage: Eukaryota; Metazoa; Chordata; Actinopteri; Perciformes; Cyclopteridae. Gene Ontology annotation, biological process: translation. Bases 53 to 556 code for a protein of 167 amino acids.
GACCCGUUCAUCUUGUGUCCUCCAGGAACAGGGUGAGAAGAAGGAGAACCCCAUGAGGGAGCUUCGCAUUCGCAAGCUCUGCCUGAACAUCUGCGUCGGUGAGAGUGGAGACAGACUGACCCGAGCUGCUAAGGUGCUGGAGCAGCUCACCGGGCAGACCCCUGUCUUCUCAAAGGCCCGCUACACUGUGCGAUCCUUCGGUAUCCGCAGAAAUGAAAAGAUUGCUGUCCACUGCACCGUCCGUGGAGCCAAAGCAGAAGAGAUCCUGGAGAAAGGACUCAAGGUGCGUGAGUACGAGUUGAGAAAGAGCAACUUCUCCAAUACCGGAAACUUCGGCUUCGGUAUCCAGGAACACAUCGAUCUGGGUAUCAAGUAUGACCCCAGCAUUGGCAUCUACGGACUGGACUUCUACGUGGUUCUGGGCAGACCCGGCUUCAGCAUCGCCGACAAGAAGCGGAAAAGAGGCCGCAUCGGUUUCAGGCACCGCAUCCGCAAAGAGGAGGCCAUGCGCUGGUUCCAGCAGAAAUAUGAUGGCAUCAUCCUCCCCGGCAAGUAAAGGACCACGUUUGAUGUUUGUAACAAAUAAAAUGGGAAAAACAAA